AUGGCAACCCUAAAUGCACUAGAAGGUCAAUCGGUGGUAAGACCUCCUUUCUUUGAUGGUAAUGACUUCUUGUAUUCGAAAAAUAGGAUGUAUUAUUUCCUUAAAUCAGAAGGGGUUGACUUGUGGGAUGUUGUAGAAAAUGGGCCAUUCACCCCAACUAAAAUUGUUGAUAGUGUGCAUAUGGCUAAGCCUAAGGGUGAAUGGAGUGAGCAAGAGAAAAGAAGAGUGGCUUUAAAUGAUAAGGCUAUUCAUGUUCUAUUUUGUGCAUUAAGUAGAAGUGAAUAUAAUAAAGUGUGUAUGAAGUCUACUGCAAAAGAAAUUUGGGAUACUUUAGUGGUUACUCAUGAGGGUACUAGUCAAGUAAAGGAGAAUAAGAUGGAUUCCCUUAUCUACCAAUAUGAAUUGCUCAAGAUGAAUUCGGAUGAAACCAUAAGUGAAAUGUAUGAUAGAUUUGUGGAGAUUAUAGGAGGAAUUAAAUCUCUUGGGAAGACAUUCACAAAUGAGGAGCUAGUAGAGAAGAUUUUAAGAAGUCUUCCUAAGGAGUGGCUACCCAAAGUAACUUCACUCAAGGAUUCCAAGGACUUGAGUAAGGUACAACUUGAUGAGCUCUUAGGAAAUCUCAUUGACUAUGAGAUGACCCUUAAAAGAAAGCAAGUGGAGGAACCUAACAAAGCCAAAAAGACCAUUGCCUUCAAAGUAUCUUCUGAAAACUUAAGUGAUAAAGAUGAUGAGUUUGAUGAGGAAGAAUUGGCUCUAAUGACAAGGAGAAUAAGGAAGAUUCUCUUCCAAAACAAGAAGUUCAUCCCAAAGAGGAACUUCAAGAAGGACAAGGGAGAAAGUAGCAAGAGGGAUCCUCCCAUAUGCUUUGAAUGCAACAAACCGGGUCACAUUAGAAUGGAUUGUCCCAAAUUAAAGAAGCCUUUCAAGAAGUUCAAGAAGAAGGCACUUAAAGCAACAUGGAAUGAAUCAAGUGACUCCGAAGAUGAGGAGAUUGGUGAUCAAGUUGCCCAAAUGUGCUUCAUGGCAAUGGAGGAAAGCUCCAAUGAGGUAACUUUAAAUGAUGAUGUUGUUUAA
Messenger RNA from Hevea brasiliensis (rubber tree), 1074 nucleotides. RefSeq lists its product as uncharacterized. The record is from RefSeq and is a predicted model, not a curated record. NCBI's taxonomy places the organism in Eukaryota, Viridiplantae, Streptophyta, Magnoliopsida, Malpighiales, Euphorbiaceae. Bases 1 to 1074 code for a protein of 357 amino acids. Gene Ontology annotation, molecular function: zinc ion binding; nucleic acid binding. The transcript has a single exon.